This is a messenger RNA of Megalops cyprinoides (Indo-Pacific tarpon), 4318 nucleotides long. RefSeq names its product bromodomain containing 4 (gene brd4). Bases 181 to 4305 code for a protein of 1374 amino acids. Lineage: Eukaryota; Metazoa; Chordata; Actinopteri; Elopiformes; Megalopidae. The record is from RefSeq and is a predicted model, not a curated record. Gene Ontology annotation, cellular component: chromatin; nucleus. Gene Ontology annotation, biological process: chromatin remodeling; positive regulation of transcription elongation by RNA polymerase II. The transcript is spliced from 19 exons.
GUGACGUCAGAGAGAGCAGCUCGUCCUGGAUUCUGGGAAAGGAAGAGUCCCGCGCGCACUGACAACCGAUUAAAUAAGAGACGGCAGUGAGGAGUGCGAUGGGCCCUGUGGCACUCUCCCAGUGCAGUGUGUGUGGGGGUUUAGCCUGAGCAGCUGCUGUCCCGCCCCCGUCCGGCCAGCAUGGGGGACGGCCUGGAGUCCGGAAGCAGCGGCCAGGGGCAUCUUUCCGGCCCGCACGCCAACCCCUUGCCCCCCGAGACCUCCGACCCCGCCCGGCCCAAACGGCAGACCAAUCAGCUGCAGUACCUGAUGAAGGUUGUGCUGAAGACUCUGUGGAAGCACCACUUCUCCUGGCCCUUCCAGCAGCCCGUUGAUGCCGUCAAACUCAACCUGCCCGACUAUUAUAAGAUCAUUAAGUGUCCUAUGGACAUGGGAACAAUCAAGAAGCGGCUGGAGAACAGCUACUACUGGAACGCCCAAGAAUGUAUUCAAGACUUCAACACCAUGUUCACCAACUGCUACAUCUACAACAAGCCUGGAGAUGACAUCGUCCUCAUGGCCGAGGCUCUGGAGAAGAUGUUCCUGCAGAAGAUUUCAGAGAUGCCCCAGGAGGAGACUGAGAUCACAGUCAUGACCGGCAAGGGGCGUGGCCGUGGCCGCAGAGACAGAGGCCAGAACUCGAAACCGGGCCCUGCCUUGGAUUCUCCGUCCACAACGCCCCACACGCACGGCCUCUCUGCCCCCCUGCCAGGGCUGCCCCCCCCUCUGCCCCCACAUCUGCCGGUCCCCAUGGGCACCCAUAUCCCCCUGGCAGCACCCCCCUACACCCUGAGCCCCAACGACUGCAUCACACAGGGCCCCAUCCUGACCUCCGUGCCCCCUCCCGCUGAAACCACGCUACCCCACACGCCCAUCCUGCAGAACGCCGCCCCCCUGGCCAAACCGAGGAAGAGUCAGAAGCGGAAAGCUGACACGACUACGCCCACAGCCAACGACCAGCUGAGCGAGUCCUCUCCCGCCGCGUCCGAGUCGAAGCCGGGGAAGACGCUGGCGCGGAGAGAGAGCGGCCGCCCCUCCAAGCAGCCCAAGAAGGAGGCGCCUGACUCCCAGCACCACUUGGGGCUGGGCGGGGCACACAGCCCCAGGCAGCAGGAGCAGCUACGCUACUGCGCGGGCAUCGUCAGGGACAUGUUAUCCAAGAAGCACGAGACCUACGCCUGGCCCUUCUACAAACCUGUGGAUGCAGACGCCCUGGGCCUGCACGACUACCACGACAUCAUCAAACACCCCAUGGACCUCGGCACCAUCAAGGUGAAGCUGGAGGGCAGGCAGUAUGGAGAUCCACAGGAGUUUGCGGCAGACGUGCGGUUAAUGUUCUCCAACUGCUACAAGUACAACCCCCCUGACCAUGACGUGGUGGCCAUGGCACGUAGACUACAGGAUGUGUUUGAAAUGCGCUUUGCAAAGAUGCCGGACGAACCUGAGGAGAAGACGUGCCCCGCCCCCUCUCCCGCGCUGCUCCCCGCCCCCGUGAAGGUGCAGCCACCCCCCACCCUCGCCUCCUCCUCGGACAGCUCCAGCGACUCCUCCUCGGAGUCUGACUCCUCUACCGACGACUCUGAGGAGGAGAGAGCGCAGAGACUCGCAGAGCUGCAGGAACAGCUGAAGGCAGUGCAUGAGCAGCUGGCCGCCCUGUCUCAGCCCCAGGCGAGCCGACCAAAGAAAAAGGAGAAGGAGAAGAAGCAGAAGAAGAAGCCAGGCGGAGCAGCGGUAAAGAUGGAGGAGGCCCAGGAGCCCGCUCCGCAGCCCCUCAGGAAAAACAGGAGCGUGAAGGAGGCCGCACCUAAGAGGUCAAAGACGCCCAGCAGCAAGAAGGAGGGAGUGAAGAACAGUCGCUCGGGGCCCCCUCCCGCUCUGCCGCCUCCCUCGCUGGCCCCCUUGGCCACGCUGGACUCGGAGGAGGAGUCCGGAGCAGGGGCGGGCGUGGCGGGGGGCGUGGCGGAGAAGUGUAAGCCCAUGUCAUACGAGGAGAAGCGGCAGCUGAGUCUGGACAUCAACAAGCUGCCGGGAGACAAGCUGGGCCGCGUGGUGCACAUCAUCCAGUCCCGCGAGCCCUCGCUGAAGAACUCCAACCCCGACGAGAUCGAGAUCGACUUUGAGACGCUCAAGCCUUCCACCCUGCGUGAGCUGGAGCGCUACGUCUCCACCUGCCUGCGCAAGAAGAAGAAGCUGCCGGCGGCAGAGAAGGUAGCGGACGUUAUGAAUGUGAUGAAGAUGAAGACGGGCUCUUCAUCAGAUUCCGGCAGCAGCAGUGAGUCCAGCUGCUCCGACAGCCAGGACUUUGGGACAGGACCGGCUCAGAAACAGAGGAAGAAGCCUCUGCGUGGGAAGGAGAGGAAGAAGCCCCUCCCUCAGGCCCCUCAGCCUCUGGCCCCGGCCCCGGCCCCGGCCCCGCCCCAGGUCCCGGUGGUGCAGCCGAUGCAGCUGAAGCAGCACCCCUUCCACACGGCCUACGUGCCCCCGCCCGUGACGGCGCUGGAGCCCUCCCAGCUGCUGGGGGGUGCUCUGGACCCCCUCCCCCAUUUUGGCCAGCAUCUCAUGCACAUGUCCCACCAGCACACCCAGCCGUCACCCCCCGCACCACCCCUCAACGCACACCCCCCAGCUGGCACGACUGACACACACUCUUUCCUGAACACACACCCGCCUGCGAGUACAGGUGAAACACAUCCCUUCCUCAGUACCCACCCCCCAGGCAGUGCGCCCGAAACACAUCCCUUCCUCAACACGCACACCCCAGGGGGUGCGCCCGAAACACAUCCCUUCCUCAACACGCACACCCCAGGGGGUGCCCCCGAAACACAUCCCUUCCUCAACACCCACACCCCAGGGGGUGCGCCCGAAACACAUCCCUUCCUCAACACCCACACCCCAGGGGGUGCCCCCGAAACACAUCCCUUCCUCAACACGCACACCCCAGGGGGUGCCCCCGAAACACAUCCCUUCCUCAACACGCACACCCCAGGGAGUGCCCCCGAAACACAUCCCUUCCUCAACCAGCACCCUGUGAUCUCCACCCCAGCUUUGCAUAACGCCAUGCCCAAGCAACCAUCACGCCCCAGUAACAGAGCAGCACCCCUCCCCCCCAAACCUCCCCACCCCCCCCAGCAGCCGCCCCCCCAGCAGCAGCCGCCGCAGCAGCACCUGCCCCCCCACAUCCUGCCCGCGCAGCCCCUCCCGCAGCCCCUCCUCCCCCGCAGCCUGUCCCCCCCCACCCUGACCCCCCUGCUGUCGGCACAGCCCCCCCAGGCCCUGCUGGAGGACGACGAGGAGCCCGGCGCCGUGCCGCUCAGCCAGGUGCACCUGUAUCUGCAGCACCUUCAGGGGUCUGCACAGCUGCACAAGGCCAAGCCUGCGCAGACCCCCCCUGGCCAGCGCAAAGCGGAGCCGUAUGCCGCAGGGCCUGUGAGGGAUAGCCCCUCCCCUCUGAUGGUGCACUCCCCCCCGAUGCCCCCAACACCCCCACACAGCCUGCAGCAGCCUGUUAAACCUGAGCAGCAGGCACCCCACACCCUGGGACUGAAAGAGGAGAAAGUGGGAGAACCCCUCAUCCCCACUCAGCAGGAGCCCCAAAAACACCUGGAGAACAAGCUGACCCAGCCAGCACCCUCACAGAGGUCAGACCUGAAGCUGUUGGAGAGUUUGCGGCCGGCGACUCGCCCGUCAGAGCCUGGGGUCCCACCCCAGCCUGCUCCAGACAAGGAGAAGUUUAAGCAGGAGCCCAAGACACCCAUCGCCCCCAAAAAGGAUGUGAAGCUGAAGAACAUGGGUCCGUGGGCCAGCCUGGCGCAGAAGUCGGCGUCGGCGCCCUCGUCCACGCUGAAGUCGUCAAGCGACAGCUUCGAGCAGUUCCGCCGCGCCGCCCGCGAGAAGGAGGAGCGCGAGAAGGCCCUGAGGGCCCAGGCGGAGCAGGCCGAGAAAGAGCGCCUCCGCAGGGAGCAGGAGAAACUGCGGCGGGACGAGGAGGACGUUGUGGAGCUCCCCCGCGGCCCCCCCCUGGAGGAGCUGCACAGACGGCAGGAGCAGCAGCCAGUGCCGACGCAGGCAGCGCCGACCCCGCCCCCCCAGGCCCCCGGCCCCGCCCCCGGCCCGCCCCACAGCGCAGCCCAGAGCGCACUGGACCAGCAGAGGGAGCUGGCGCGCCGCAGGGAGCAGGAGAGGAGGCGCAGGGAGGCGAUGGCAGCCACCAUCGACAUGAAUUUCCAAAGUGAUUUGAUGGCGAUCUUCGAAGAGAACUUGUUCUGAAAUGCAAGAGCAA